Molecule: messenger RNA, 1238 nt
Organism: Pygoscelis adeliae (Adelie penguin)
Lineage: Eukaryota; Metazoa; Chordata; Aves; Sphenisciformes; Spheniscidae
Gene: EMC2
Product: ER membrane protein complex subunit 2
Exons: 11
Coding region: 72-923 (283 amino acids)
Biological process (GO): protein folding in endoplasmic reticulum
Cellular component (GO): EMC complex
Molecular function (GO): protein binding
Source: RefSeq, a predicted model, not a curated record
AGCAAUACUUUUUGUGGUUUACCUGGCAUUCUGAAUGGUUCUUCUGCUGUCAUAAGUAGGUGUUCAAAUAUAUGCGUGAUAAAAUGAGGAAAUGGAGGGAAGAAAACUACCGAAACAGUGAACAGAUAGUGGAUGUUGGAGAAGAGUUAAUUAAUGAAUAUGCAUCUAAACUUGGAGAUGACAUUUGGAUAAUAUAUGAACAGGUGAUGAUUGCUGCCCUGGACUGCAGUCGAGAUGAUUUGGCAUUGUUUUGUCUUCAGGAACUAAGGCGGCAGUUUCCUGGGAGCCACAGAGUUAAACGAUUAACUGGAAUGCGAUUUGAAGCUAUGGAAAGGUAUGAUGAUGCUAUCCAGUUAUAUGAUAGAAUUUUACAAGAAGAUUCAACUAACACAGCAGCAAGAAAGCGUAAGAUUGCCAUUCGAAAAGCCCAGGGGAAAAAUCUUGAGGCCAUCCGAGAGCUGAAUGAGUAUCUGGAACAAUUUGUUGGAGACCAAGAAGCUUGGCAUGAACUUGCAGAACUUUACAUCAAUGAACAUGACUAUGCAAAGGCAGCCUUCUGCUUAGAGGAGCUUAUGAUGACUAACCCACACAACCACUUGUACUGUCAGCAAUAUGCUGAAGUUAAAUACACUCAAGGGGGGCUUGAAAACCUUGAGCUAUCAAGAAAGUAUUUUGCGCAAGCACUGAAGCUGAACAACAGAAAUAUGAGAGCUUUGUUUGGACUUUACAUGUCUGCCAGCCAUAUUGCUUCCAAUCCAAAAGCAAGUGCAAAAAUGAAAAAAGAUAAUAUGAAAUAUGCCAGCUGGGCAGCUAACCAAAUAAACAGAGCAUACCAGUUUGCAGGUCGCAGUAAGAAAGAAACUAAAUACUCUUUGAAGGCAGUGGAAGACAUGUUGGAGACCCUGCAAAUCACUCAAUCUUAGGUUGGCAUAGAGAUCUAAUAUUAAAUUUUCCAAUUCCAUGAUCAACCUGUAAUGAUCUAUGGGUUAUGUUACUCUAAUGCUGUUAAAAGUUGAUUUUGUAUUGAUUAACGUGCUAUCUAAAAUAAUGUUUUAUGAAAAGUAAAAUGCCUAUUUAUUGCUGCUAUGAGAAAUGUGAUGAAUACCCACUGAAAUGAGUAACUUAUCCACAAAGACAACAUAAAGAAAUGACAUGUGCUGCACAUCAGUCUUAGAUUUUUGUAUCUACAGUACCUGCUUUUAAGCCAUAAUUUGUAGAAAUAAACUUGUUAAAUGAUU